GCCGCCAUUUUCCACCGAGGAGGGGCGGGAGGAUUGUCCGGGAAAGGACCCCCCCCUUGUCCCUUUGGCCGUCUUCCCAGUUGCCAGUCAGCCUCUCCUUUGCUCGGAUCAGGGAGGGGUUUCCCCCCCCCCUUUCGGGAUAGCCGGUGAAGCAGAAAUCCGGCCGGUAAAGCUGCUUCAGCGGAAGACAAGGGCAGAGCAGCGCCGAUUGACAGUGGCAGGGUGAGGUCGGGCCGGAUCUGCUGGGACUUGGUUGAGGGGCCUCGGACCACGCCGGGAGUUAGGAACAGGAGCUCCCCCUCCCCCAGUCCAUCGGGCCGAGAGGCCGAGGAAGCCCGGGGAAACAGAGCAGCCCGGCCCCAUGGCGGACGACGGGCGGGACUACGACUUGACGGAGGCGCAGCAGGGAGUCAAGGCCAAAUACCCGGCCAUCCAGAAGAAGUACGAAUAUCUGGAUCAUACGGCUGAUGUGCAGUUGCAUGCCUGGGGUGAUACCUUGGAAGAGGCAUUUGAACAAUGUGCUAUGGCCAUGUUUGGCUACAUGACAGACACGGAAACAGUUGAACCUCUUGACACAGUAGAAGUGGAAGCGGAAGGACAUGAUAUGCUCUCUCUUCUCUUUCAUUUCCUCGAUGAGUGGCUCUAUAAAUUCAGCGCUGAGGAGUUUUUCAUACCCAGAGAAGUGAAAGUGCUUCACAUCGACCCAAUACAUUUCAGGAUACGAUCUAUUGGGUGGGGAGAAGAGUUCUCUUUGCAGAAGCAUCCCCAGGGGACAGAAGUCAAAGCAAUCACGUAUUCAGCCAUGCAGGUCCUGGAAGAAGGAAAAGAAGUUUUUGUCAUAAUCGAUAUUUAAACAAAGGUUAUUCUGCUGGACGCUUCCUCUGCAGCCGGCCCUUGGAGCCACAGGGAUGUGUUCAGGAGGAACACAGAAGCCAGUCAGUCCAGAAACCCA
Molecule: messenger RNA, 952 nt
Organism: Thamnophis sirtalis
Lineage: Eukaryota; Metazoa; Chordata; Lepidosauria; Squamata; Natricidae
Gene: TSLIG1
Product: tRNA splicing ligase complex subunit 1
Biological process (GO): tRNA splicing, via endonucleolytic cleavage and ligation
Cellular component (GO): tRNA-splicing ligase complex
Source: RefSeq, a predicted model, not a curated record